Megalops cyprinoides (Indo-Pacific tarpon) is the source of this 1180-nucleotide messenger RNA. Its product is annotated as BTB/POZ domain-containing protein KCTD21-like. The transcript has a single exon. Bases 255 to 1094 code for a protein of 279 amino acids. Gene Ontology annotation, biological process: protein homooligomerization. Lineage: Eukaryota; Metazoa; Chordata; Actinopteri; Elopiformes; Megalopidae. Gene Ontology annotation, molecular function: protein binding. The record is from RefSeq and is a predicted model, not a curated record.
ACUGCAGAAACUUUGUUUUAUGCGCGUCUGAGUCAAAAGUUUUUAAAACCUGACUUCAGCGCUUUCGUUUUCAUUGGCUGCUUUUGUUUUCCUUUUUCAAGAACAAAGAGUUCUUUAAAUCACGCAUACAGAAUUUCUGGGAUUGGUUUUCAGUCCUAAUUUAUCCACACUUGCGGUAAUAUUUAUAUUGUUGUGUGUGUAAGGCAAAUAUAAAGGGAUAAGUAGUAGUUUCAAGUUUACUCACUCGCAACAGGAUGCUGAACUUGAACAGCCCCGACAGUAAUUCUCUCCAGGACCCUGUGUCCCUCAACGUGGGUGGAGAGGUAUACACCACUACUUUGGACACAUUGACGCGCUGCAGGGACUCCAUGCUUGGUGCCAUGUUUACCGGGCAGAUCCCCCUGCUGCGGGACAAGCGGGGCAACUUCUUCAUAGACCGCGACGGCAAAGUCUUCCGUUACAUCCUCAACUACCUCCGCUCCAACAGCCUCGACCUGCCCGAUGACUUCAAGGAGAUGGCUCUGCUGAAGCGCGAAGCGGACUUCUUUCAAAUCCGACCCCUGCUGGACGAGAUCCGGCGCUACGAGUCGGGCCCGCACGGGGCGAGCUGGCGCAGCGCCGUGCUCAGCGCAGACGUGGACUGCCAGGUGCGGAUGCUGCACUUCAACCUGAAACGUGGCCCCGAGAAUUACGAGUUGCGUUCGUGUGCGGUGCGUGUAUACACCGCCAACGUCUUCUGUACCUCCUGUGCCUUCAUUGAGCUGCUUUGUUCCCGCUUCUCUUAUCGGACGCGGGACUGCACCGUGGCCCCGCAGCCCGGCGAAGGAAGGCCAAACUAUCUGCGGUUGGAAUGGGUGCCACGGCCAGAGGAUCUUCCCCUGGACCAGUACGAGAAGCAUCGCUACCAAGAGCUAACGGCCACCACCUCGGUGGCAUUCCCCGCUACCUCGCUCACCUCAGUAAUUCCAGACACUUGCGCCUUCAUGGAGGAAAUGCUGAAGAUCUCCCUGGCAGAGGGGUUUCGCAUGGAUUCCGUCUUCCCCGACCCUUCCGACAUUCUUAACUGCCGCUCGCUACGAUUCGUUAGGUACUAGUAACUGCUAAGAGUGACCGCAGGAGGGCUGAUAAUGACAAUGUUUACGUCUUGACUACCAUUGCAUUUUUUUUACGUAGAUAGGAC